AUGGCCAUGUUUACGGAUCUAAGAUGUUCUCCAUCAUGUACGCAUGCUGGAGUACAUGGUACAGUGUCCAUCUGUCCUCCAGAUUGCUUUGAGUACAAAGGAACACUUGAUGUUUUCUACAAAAUUAUUCGGCAGGGAUUUGGAAGAUUAUGGCGAGGCACCAAUGCUGGCCUUGCAUUGGCUAUACCAACUGUGGGAAUCUAUCUGCCUUGCUAUGACAUCUUCCGAAAUUGGUUUGAAGAGUUUGCAGCUGAAAAUGCUCCAAGCAUGACACCGUAUGCCCCUUUGCUGGUGGGGACAAUGGCUGGAGGAGCUGCAGAUUGUCAGUUUUGGCACAGAAAUUUAGGCAUUAAGUGUCGUUUGCAUGAAUUGGCAAACAAGAGUAGGAUUUCAGUGACUGGCGCUUCAAAGAUGAUUGCCAACAUUCUCUAUUUCUUACCGUGGGAUGGACAGCGAAGGCGGACAUCUCAAGGGACUAACAAACCAUCUACUGAGUCGACACAGCUUUUAUCUUCUGUACCCACCAGUGGAAGACACUAUUGUGGACUUGUCGCUUGCUCCAGAAGCCCCUUCAAAAUCGUCGAUGGUCCCGCUAGCUCCGCUGUCGAAAAUCCAGUCACUGCUGCAUUGGAUAAACAAGAAUUUAAGUGUUUUUCUAGCUAUGUUAACUGA
Molecule: messenger RNA, 672 nt
Organism: Lactuca sativa (garden lettuce)
Lineage: Eukaryota; Viridiplantae; Streptophyta; Magnoliopsida; Asterales; Asteraceae
Biological process (GO): mitochondrial transmembrane transport
Cellular component (GO): proteasome core complex; mitochondrion
Source: RefSeq, a predicted model, not a curated record